Molecule: messenger RNA, 746 nt
Organism: Rhincodon typus (whale shark)
Lineage: Eukaryota; Metazoa; Chordata; Chondrichthyes; Orectolobiformes; Rhincodontidae
Product: protein patched homolog 1-like
Exons: 2
Biological process (GO): smoothened signaling pathway
Cellular component (GO): plasma membrane
Molecular function (GO): hedgehog family protein binding; smoothened binding; hedgehog receptor activity
Source: RefSeq, a predicted model, not a curated record
GGCGGGUUUUGCUUUCCUUCCCCCCUAAAUGGAGAGAGAGGCUUUUUUUCUAUUGAAUCAAGGCUCACAGAGUUACAGGGCCUGGUGCACAGAAUGGUUCAAGCGAGUGAUCGGUACGGGUAAACUUCCGAAUCUCUGGAAGAAGGUGAACGCUUUCAAGCUUCCCUCUCCGGUCUGUUUUAAAACGCGCAGUUCCCCGUGAAUGUAGAAGAUCGCCAGGAUCCCCCAGAUCGCGAAAUGUGGGAAUGGAAGGCGCAAACUUUGACUCGCCAUCGCUACGAGGAGUAUGAAGUUUGCCAGACAGAAUCUACUUUGCUGAGGAUUGAAGUGGCCGUUUGGUGGAAGCUAAGACGGUGUGUAAAGAUACUAGCUCAGUCCCAUCCGCAACAUGGCCUCGGCUGGUAACACUGCGGAGCGCCGAAGGACAGAGCAGGACCAUGUUCAGCAAAACAGGAGGAGAAGGAGAAACCUGCGGCAUCCGACAGCGGUUUUAGAUUAUCUGGAACGGCCGAGCUAUUGCGAUGCUGCCUUUGCGUUGGAUCAGAUCUCAAAGGGAAAGGCUACUGGAAGGAAAGCACCGCUGUGGCUUCGAGCUAAGUUUCAAAAACUGUUAUUUAAACUGGGCUGUUACAUUCAAAAGAACUGCGGAAAGUUCCUCGUUGUGGGCCUGCUGAUAUUCGGGGCUUUUGCAGUGGGAUUAAGGGCUGCUAAUCUGGAAACCGACGUCGAGGAGCUGUGGGUAGAAG